CAUAGUUGUAAAUGCAAGCGCCUGCUAUAGGUAGAUUUUAAGGGUUAAGAGAGGUACCUACAUCUAUGAAUUACUUCCGAACAGGUACCUGCCUGGUACUUACCUUAGGAGGUACCUAUACAGAGACAGCAGGCGCCUGCUCUCGACUAGAGAGACGCCUUCCUCGAGUUCUUAUACCUAGGUCAGGUGGGUGGGCACCUCGAUAACCCUGCUCCUUCCUUGAGACUUCUGUCUCCCAAUGGAAUGAAAAAUGAGUAGAGGGCUCGUCUUAUCUAGGGGAUAUUCUCCGUGCCCCAUUGUUCUCUCAUUGUACUCUCUCUUGACUAUCCUCCACCACCAACCAGGACCGCCUCAUCUAAAGCCCUCGAGAUGUCGACCCUCCACCCACCCGAGGCCUCCUCGCAGACCUCUCCAAACUCCUCCUCCUCAGCCUCCCCCCCAGCUUCUUCUCAGCCUCCUCGUGAUCCCCCAGGAGCUUCGCCAAAGCCAGACAACUGUCCUAUCUCCCAGAACCCCGGUCGCCAUUAUCGUCUCCUUCCCCACGCCGAAUGGGUCCAGUUCUGCCAUGCUGUUGGCGUGUUCAAGGACGAUGAAAGCGAGGAGGUUAUUCGCCAGACCAGUGGGAGAUGGCCUCCGAAAGGCUUCAGAGAUGGCCUGUACAGGGACGUCCUCACCGAGAAGACCAAGUCCAGCUUCUGGUUUCGCGGUGUGAGCAGCGUCCACUGGGCCAUCAUACUCCUUCAGAUUGUCAUAAGUGCCGUCUUGACCGCGCUCGGCUCUAUGCCGAUCAAGAACAGGGUAGCAAUCACUGCUACCGCAGCCGUCAACACGUGCCUAGGCGGAAUUCUUGCCCUGAUGCACAACAGCGGCCUGCCGGAUCGAUAUCGCUCGGAUGCGAACGAAUUCGACAAGGUCGAGGAACACCUCAGGUGUAUCGUUGAUACAGCCGUCGUGCCUGCAGACAAAGAUAUCAACGAAGUGAUUACGGGUUGUUUCGACAUGUUCCGGGACGCCAUGCAGACUGUCCAGAACAACGUGCCUGCCUCGUAUGUCACCGCUCCGGCGGGUGGCAACACGCCCGCCAGCCAGCCCGUAAAGAGCACGAGGUCGACGAAGUGAGGCCCGGCCAAUGGAAUGUGAUCGCUCCAUUCUACGACCAGAUAACUGGACCGAGUAUCCCGUAUGGCGCCGUUAUUGCCUAGGCGAGAGGAUAGAAGCUUCGCCGUUCCUUGUGGUGUUUAUAGCUCACGCAUCAAGUUUCGUCGGGAUCAUAAAGAGGCGGGAUCAGAUCCUAAAUCAAUCAUUCCUAGUCUAGGGUGAGAGAGGGGCCGAAGGUGUUGA
Durotheca rogersii is the source of this 1341-nucleotide messenger RNA. RefSeq lists its product as uncharacterized. The record is from RefSeq and is a predicted model, not a curated record. The transcript has 2 exons. Bases 370 to 1119 code for a protein of 249 amino acids. NCBI's taxonomy places the organism in Eukaryota, Fungi, Ascomycota, Sordariomycetes, Xylariales, Xylariaceae.